Molecule: messenger RNA, 3714 nt
Organism: Labrus mixtus (cuckoo wrasse)
Lineage: Eukaryota; Metazoa; Chordata; Actinopteri; Labriformes; Labridae
Gene: trip6
Product: thyroid hormone receptor interactor 6
Exons: 11
Coding region: 162-1898 (578 amino acids)
Biological process (GO): cell-cell adhesion
Cellular component (GO): focal adhesion; stress fiber
Source: RefSeq, a predicted model, not a curated record
ACACACACACACACACACACACACACAGAGCAUUAGCAGCUACGUCACACAUUGGGAAUGCAGUGAGGAUCUGCGGCUGCUGCUAAAGGCCUGAGGAUCCGUCACAAAAUGAGACUGAAUGGAAGAGGAGAGUCACUGUAAAGGUACUGUAAAAGCCUGCUAUGUCUGGUCCCACCUGGCUUCCACCAAGGACUCUGGAUAGCCCGGAGCGAGCCGUCCCCCAGAUGUCCCACUCUGCAGGGUCAGCGAUCUAUAGAGCCCCCAUCAAGAAGGGGAUGUCUGACUUCCGGCCAAAGUAUGGACCCUAUGACCAGAACGGAGGAGGAGGAGGAGGAGGAGGAGGAGGAGGAGGAGGAGGAGGAGGAGGGAUGGCCAACAGAUACAUGGCUACUGGUCCCACAGGUGGGCCAAUUCAUCACUCGUCUAACGAUCACUACUACACCCCUCCCCACGGUUCCAAAGAAGAUCGCAACUGGAGCCCACACAUGGACAGCUACGAACUCAUGCAUCGUGGUCCUGACAAACCAGCGAACUAUCACUCCAAAAUCGAUGCGGAUAUCGACUCCCUCACCAGCAUGCUGGCUGAUCUAGACAGCCACCCGCAGGACUCCAGCACACAACUGUACGACAAUGUGCCUUACAACAAAUACCUCUCAGGGGAUCACUACCAGCCUGCACACCAGAGCGCAGCCCCUCCUCAGGCACGGCCCUCUAUGGGCUACCCACCUCACCCCCACGGCCAAUACCACUCAUCACCCGCCUAUCCCAACGAGCAUCAGUCCACUCAGUACUCCGCCUCCUCCCACCAGCAGGACUACUACUCCCCCUCCUCGACCCCUAAGCCCUACCCUCAGCCUGUCCCGGCCUCCUACACCACCGCCUCCACCCCCACCGGGCCCAGGUUCAGCGUGCAGGUCAAGACCGCUCAGCCCGUCACCUACUCCCAGUCUGGUAGACAGGCAGAGCAGGCGUACACGCCUCCGCCUCCUCGCCAGCACGUGUCGCGACCCCCGCCUCAGACUCAGACAAGUCAGCAGGGCUGGUACCCUUCUCAUGCCGGAUCGCAGGCUCAGGAGAUGCACUCUGAGGGGGGGUACAAGGGAGGAAGAGUGAACCAGGUUCCAAUGACCAAGCGAGGGAUGGAAAGUAAUCAUACAGGGUCGGGGCCAGCUCAGAGUCCGGCUUAUCAGUCCAAUAAGCAGGGGUUGGCAACAGCCAGACCUGAGGAAGAGUUGGACCGGCUCACCAAGAAGCUGGUAUAUGACAUGAACCACCCCCCUGUAGAGGACUUCUUUGGUCGCUGUGCCCGCUGUGGUGACAACGUGGUCGGUGACGGCAGUGGCUGUAUCGCCAUGGAGCAGGUGUUCCACGUGGAGUGUUUUACCUGCAUCACAUGCCACGCCCGUCUCAGAGGGCAACCGUUCUACGCCCUCGACAAGAAGAGUUACUGUGAGAGCUGUUACAUUAGUACAUUAGAGCGCUGUUCAAAGUGCUCUAAGCCCAUCCUGGACCGGAUCCUGCGGGCCAUGGGGAAGGCGUACCACCCUCGCUGUUUCACAUGUGUAGUCUGUAACUGCUGCCUGGAUGGAGUACCCUUCACUGUGGACGCAACGUCUCAGAUACACUGCAUAGACGACUUCCACAGAAAGUACGCACCUCGUUGUUCAGUGUGUGGGGAGCCCAUCAUGCCUGAACAGGGUCAGGAGGAGACCGUGAGGAUUGUAGCUCUUGAUCGCAGCUUCCAUGUUAACUGUUACAUCUGUGAGGAAUGUGGUCUCCUGCUGUCCUCUGAAGGAGAAGGUCGAGGCUGUUACCCGCUUGACGGCCACAUCUUGUGCAAGAGCUGCAGCGCUCGCCGCAUCCAGGACCUCUCGGCCAAAAUCUCCACCGACUGCUAACAAACCCCUUCACAUCGGCUCCGCCCCUUCUCAGCCCUCCCACCCUUUUCAUAUCCACAAACAGUGGACAGUUAUCUACAGAAAUAGAAACCCUGCUGUGCUCUACUUUUUCCCUCUUCUUGGUUGCUUUGAUAAUGAGCGACAUAAACUUCACUACAGCGCCCUCUGUUGGGGUCAAUCUGCAAUUGAAUUUGCAGAGAAGCAAUGCGUUACAGAUUUAAAAGAGCAAUUGAGCUCUGAAGAAGCAGCCACUAGACUUUUUUUCUUCAAUUCAGAAGUCCUUCUACAAUUCUUUCUUCCUUUUUUUUUUCUGUACACAGCAGCUCCAUCUUUCAUGUUUAGUUCAGUGUUAAUACGACAGUGGCCUGACCUGCAGGCAGCUUGGGCUCCAAUCCCCAUUUCUCCACACCGGUACUGCUCAACGAUUAGCUUGCACAUUCUUAUCACUAUUAAAGACAAUGAAAGAAUCAAAAGGGUUUCAUAGGUUUAGACCUGAAAAUGAGGGAUUUUUGUUUUUGCAGAUAAGAGGCACAGAUGAUAGCUGGGAUGAUGGCUUGUAGAAAAAAAAUGUGGAUUUGUACAGAACUGCCUCAAAAGGAGCAUUGAAAAAGCACGAAAUGGAACAACUGUGACUGUACAUAACAGGCGGGUUCCCAACUGGAAAGCAUGUAGCGGCUAGCGCAGGGAAGUAGCCUCAUAGCACGAGGAAUGUAGACGAAAAGGAAUGUGUAGUUACCUGGAACUCUGUUACUUUUUUUUCUUUAGCUUUAACUACACACUAGUACAAUAUUUGUUAGGAGAAAAAAAACUCAUUUUGACAUAAAUAUAAACAAACCUUUUUCUUUUUUUUUUAUCUUAAUAGCAUUCAUGAAUGUCUACGUCACGUUUGGUUGAUACUUGACUGUUACAUUGAAGUUGAUGGUGCAAUGAAGUCAAACAUUUUUAUUCUGUUUAAAGGAAAUCAGGGUGUAGGUCACUGAUGUGGCUUCUUAAAAAAAAAACAUCCUAUAAUAUGAAGCUUGAGUCCCGUGAAGAGUUUAUAAAUGUGCCAUUUGGGGAAAGUGAAGUUCUACUCAAUUCAAGCAGAUAUUGGCUUCAUUUAUGAGCUUUACACUUUUUACAAACUGUUUAUUCUGACUUAAAAGUGGAAUUUAAUUUGUGACUAUGAACUCCAACUCUUCGCUUAUGGAUUAGAUUUUUGCUCUUUCUUGCACAAACGUGGGCCAAGUGGUCAACUUUGGAGCGACAGUAUUUGUUAUGAUUGUGUUUAACCGCCUGUUUCUCCGUCCGUUUUUUUGUUGUAUUGAUGUACCUGAAAGGGCUAGAAACGUAAAAGCCUUACCUCAAGGAUGUCGUUGAGUUUCAUAAUAAUAAUCUUUUGUGUGUGACAGAUUUGAUCGUGCUAAAAACUGCCUUCAUCUGUUAAUUUAUCUCAUAUUGUAUAUAUUCACUAUUUACAUUAAUCUGCUUUUUUUUUCUCCCGUCAGUUAUCAUUUCAUUCAUGAUUAAUGUGUCAUUCUUAAAAAAUCCUCACUCAUGCCAACUCUUGUGUCAUACUCCUUGAAUCAUGUCCUUCUUCUUUCCCCGUCAUGAUUCGUCCUUCAUUAAUAAUCGAUCCUUACUGCGUGUUCAGUUUGAAAUGCUGUGAAUUGGAGCUUGUAGAUCAGCAACUGUGGUACUGCAGCAGACGUGUGUUUGUGCUGAUGAAUGAAGAAGAAGUAAAGGAAGGUAGUUACUUUAAAUAAAGAGAGAGCAACUAAACACGGAGGGAUUUUCUCCUAAUGUAACAGAAUUGAUUAUUAAAAAGUCAACAAGU